AUGCCAUUUUGUUUUGGAAGUAAGGACGAAGAGCCAAAAGACGAAUACGACCAGAUCCCCUUUGGUCUGAAAUGGCGCAUGCAUUGGGCAAAGAAAGAGACCGACGCUCGCACCGGCGAAUCGGUGCUGCGCCUCAGCAACAACCGAAUCCUCAAAACACAUUGUGUCAAUACCGAGUAUCAGGCCCUGAUGCUGAUCGACCGACACACUUCGGUGCCUUCAUACAAAGUCCUGGCGGUAUACAACAGACCGGAGGGAAAAGUAGUCGAAUACGAAGCAUACCCUGGGAAGCCCUUGCAGGAACUAUGGCCGUCCAUGUCAGCACAUAAACAGAACAAGAUUGUGGCCGAUCUAGGGCGCUUUGUGGAGCAACUCAGGAAGAUGCAACCACCAAAACAGUGCGUCGUGGGGGAUGCCACACUGGGCGCUGCGUUGGAUCACCGCUUUGGCUCUGGUCGCAUAGGACCCUUCUUUUCCAUCGAGGCUUUUCAAGAGUUUGAGCGGAGGGGUCACCCGACAGACGAUUUCCCGGAAAAGGAGAUCCAAAUGGUUCAUGCACCCAAGAAACCAUAUCAACUCAAAUUUGCCCACGCAAGCCUUUGUCCCCAAAACAUCCUCGUGGACGAUGCGGGUCGGAUAUGUGCCUUGAUAGGCUGGGAGUCAGCUGGAUGGUAUCCCGAGUACUGGGAGUAUACUCAAAUGUGCCAUUUGACGCCCAAGACCAUGGGCGACUGGCUUGAAGCAAUGCGCAGAGUCAUGCCACAAUACGACCAAGAGUUGGCAUGCGAAGAAGCAUUACGUGCCAGAUACACCAGCUCGAUAUAUGAUGCACCUAGGAGCGUGAGAGCUCCGAGUCCUUCCCCGAGCCAACUACAGGCAGAGCAACAAGAAAUCAAUGAUAAGAAUACCGAGGAUACUAGUGGCUAG
Cladophialophora psammophila CBS 110553 is the source of this 927-nucleotide messenger RNA. RefSeq lists its product as uncharacterized. The record is from RefSeq and is a predicted model, not a curated record. The transcript has a single exon. The coding region runs from base 1 to 927 and encodes 308 amino acids. Lineage: Eukaryota; Fungi; Ascomycota; Eurotiomycetes; Chaetothyriales; Herpotrichiellaceae.